UGACGCGUGACAGUUUGUUCUGUCCCAGAUGUGUCCUGUGUCCUUAGUGUCUUAGUUUUUUAAAGUUUUUGUAAGAUAGUAAUUGAUAAAUUAUUUUACUGUAUUGAAUGGUUAAAUAAUAGCACAGAUACUAGUGUGCAAUAUAUAAUAUUUUAUUACACGCGAUGGUUGACGAUGAAAAAGCAGAAGCAAUUAAUUUGCAAAAAGAAUUUGAAUGGGUAUUAAAUGAAGAGAUACAUAAAGGUUUAGAACAAAUUCACCAGAUUUUAGUGGAGUGUGCUAGAAGGUUUCCAGUGGCUCUUUACGGUCAUGAUAACUCAAGUAAACAGGAAAAAUUUGUUUUGUCAGUACCUGUAGAUCAAUUAAAAUGUGUUGUUACUUUAACUGGUGAUAGCAUUAGCCAUGCUGAUAUUAAUUUCAAAAUAACACGUCAAAACUCAGCAACUCUUGUAAAGACUAGUAUACAAAAUCAUUGUCCAUGGAAAUUACAGCAGGUACAAGAUGCAUCGAAUCAUUUACAACAAGCAUUAUAUCAUAUAGAUGACGUUGGAAAAAACUACAAAUUUAAAUCUUCUGAUGAAGUGCUUCAUAUCCUUGGAAAUAUUCUUGGUAGUUUACAGCGAGGCAGAACAAGUUUGAUUGUACCAAGAAAAAAGACCAUGGAUGAUUUAAUAAAGAGCAGAAAUAUGAAAUCACUUACCCCCAAUUUGUCUGAGGACUUGGCCAUAAGCUUUUACAUACAGAGUCAUAAACUAAUAUUUGCCAUAUAUCAACUGAUCAAUAGUCAUGGUGAAAUGAAAUAUGAAUCAACACAUGCUGAAACUUCAGUGCCAUGGUUAAACGAAGUUCUAGUUUUGAUUACUGUUGGAUUACAACUGUGUCAACAAUUGAAGGAUAAGAUAUGUGUUUUUUCACAAUAUAAAGAUUUUACAGUUGGAUCUAGACCGACCAGUCCAAUCAAUUGAUUUGUUGAAAUCUCAAUCUAGCUUUAAGUGUUGUUAUUGUCAAGUGUCCUAACUCUUUAAUCAUAAGAUUUUAUGAUAUUGUCAAUUUCGUAGACCAUUCUGUAUUUUACUAGGAGUUGCUUCCUCAAGAACCCGUAUUUACCUUGAAUCAUUAAUAUUUUUAUAUGAUUUUUUUAUAGUUGCAAGAGCUUUAUCUAAUCUCAUUUAUUUAUAUUGACUAUUUUUAAUGCAUAUAUUUAUACCUGUCAGAUAUUUUGAAGUUAGAAAUUUGAAUUUUAUCAGUUUCAACAUACAUAAUUAUAUUUAUCAAUAAUUCUAGUAUAUUUUAUUUAAUUUAUAUGAGAGAUACUAUUUGUUAUUUAUUAGAAUUUACUUAGAAUAUACAUAGGAUUAGAUUUAUGUACAGCAUUAACAAAAAAUAAUAUUCCAAAGUAUUCAUUUUACUUUAAUUUUAAGACAAUAAAAAAUAAAAUAUGUUUAAUAAAAGCAAUAAAGACCCGUAAUUAG
Molecule: messenger RNA, 1472 nt
Organism: Sitophilus oryzae (rice weevil)
Lineage: Eukaryota; Metazoa; Arthropoda; Insecta; Coleoptera; Curculionidae
Gene: rogdi
Product: protein rogdi
Exons: 7
Coding region: 165-965 (266 amino acids)
Cellular component (GO): RAVE complex
Source: RefSeq, a predicted model, not a curated record